Paramuricea clavata is the source of this 839-nucleotide messenger RNA. The record is from the annotation of a GenBank genome assembly. NCBI's taxonomy places the organism in Eukaryota, Metazoa, Cnidaria, Anthozoa, Malacalcyonacea, Plexauridae.
UAUCAAUCGAAGGGAGAGAAGACUGGAUUACGAGCUAAGCAACUGGUUAAUCAUCUAGACUCUGUAAGUUAGGCUAAAUAUGAAAAAUAUACGUUAAAUAUUAAAAAUAUGAAAAUCCGCCCUUGGCUCAAGUUUCUACCUUCGAUCUAUAAUUGCGAUUGAAAAUAUCGCGAUGAAUCGAAAUAUCGCCCAACCCUAAUCACACUUCCUCACCUACAAGCUGCACGUACCAAUCAUAAUUGUAGGCAUUGGUAUUGUAAUGAGUACAAUUUCAUGAAGCUAGUAGAGAAAUAUGCUUUAAUUUUUAUUUUUGUCCACAUUAGAUUUUUCGAUACCACAAAAUAAGAAUUGCUUUGGUGAAAGUAGAAACGUGGACAACGAGAGAUCUCUUUACUGUUGGCAGAAAUGCUUCGAAAGCUCUCAUUAAUUUUUUGGAAUACAAGAAAAAAAAUCUUGACAUACACAAAGGCAAACAUUUCGACAAUGUUCAACUUAUCACGUAUGUACUAUUUACGCUUUCAUUUUUAACACCAUAGUGUUUAUAAAGAUUUGUAUAUAAUAUUUAUAAAGAUUGCUAAUAUCUAUAGGUAUGUGUGAUGUUUUAAAGUUUUCAUUCCUACAAGGAAUAGACCUUGCGGCCCUGCGUUCGAUUCUUGCGGCCCUGCGUUCGAUUAAUGUAUAAAAUUCACACUCGCAAGUCCAUCUGUGUAGAUGCUCAGAUGUCCUAACACGUUAAUGUCUGUAUCUGUUUUGACAGAGGAAUGGAUUUUGAUGGUACUACAGUUGGAUAUGCUCGAAUACAAACUAUCUGCGGUUCAAGAUCAGCAGCUGUUGUCCAG